AUGCUCGCAGCGUACAAUGCUUCUCAGCUACGGAUUGAAUCUGGCAAACCACCAAUUAAGCACGGCCGCUUCACCUCACCACAUCUAAUAGAUCGUUGGGAUUGCAUCACCAUUGAUGAGAAAACAAUAUCCGAAGCCAUCUUCAGGCAAGUCGAGGCAAAAGUUCUGGCGCGCAACAUAUCCGAAAACAUUCAAGCAACAGAAUUUGAGCUGCUUACCGCGACUGCUUUCGAGAUAUUCACGCUGGAGAAUGUGGACAUCGGUGUCAUCGAAGUUGGUAUGGGUGGUCGUCUCGACUCUACCAACAUUCUAGGUCAGACGUCUGAGUUUGACGAGUUGGAGUCAAACCAACAGAACAGGCCAAAGCCACUAGUGACCGCCAUCUCGACUAUCGCGUUAGACCACCAGGGAUUCCUCGGAAACACAUUGGUCGAGAUCGCCACACAGAAAGCUGGCAUCAUGAAGCCAGGAGUGCCGCUUGUUCUGGCAAUGAACGAUGAAGCAGUGACUCGGCACAUUCUUCAACUUGCGUCUGAAGCAGGCGUGACACAGAUCUUGCACUCGAAAGACACAGCAGGCUUCGACGUGACACGCGCGACUAGCACAACCGAUGCAGCACAUGCUCGUCAACAGAACGGCGCAAUGGCCUUUACAGUUAUCUGGCUAGCGCUCAAGCAGUUGAACCGUCUUCCUGCUCCACCUACUACGCAAGCUGCUUGCGGCUCCUCUACCUUGCGCAACGAGAUACGCACAUCAAGCCUCUCAGCACUCGCAAGCACACUACGCGCCGUACCGGAAGGAGUCGUCUGGCCUGGUCGUCUGCAAGAUAUUGAUCUUUCAUCUCUCACCAACUACAAAUCCCCCGCCCUCCUCGACGGCGCGCAUAAUGUCGAAUCAGCCACUGUACUUGCGAAUACGGUACGCCUUCGUGCUGGCGAUCGUCCGGUGGUCUGGGUCCUUGCUGCCUCAAAAGGGAAAGAUUUGACAUCCAUGUUCGAGUUAUUGCUUGCAGGCAGAUCUGAAGAUCGUGUCGUAGCUACAGAGUUCGGAGCUGUCGACGGCAUGCCCUGGAUCACGGCGACGCAAGUGGAGGUUGUCAAAACAGCUGCCACGACCAUACUGCCUGGGGACAGUGUGACUGUAGAGAAGGAAAUUAGCGUCGCUUUGGAGAAGGCAUCUCGACUGGCCGAGGAGACGAAUGCUCUUCUCGUUAUCGCUGGAAGUCUUUAUCUUGUCGGCGAUGUGUUACGUCUGGUGCGUGAUGCAGGUGGUGCAAUCAAGUGA
Molecule: messenger RNA, 1284 nt
Organism: Aureobasidium musti
Lineage: Eukaryota; Fungi; Ascomycota; Dothideomycetes; Dothideales; Saccotheciaceae
Source: the annotation of a GenBank genome assembly